CGACCAAUGAGAAUUCGAGGGGUUGGGCUCUGAGCGUGUUCCGUGUGCAGUCACGUGAUCAGACAGGAAGCGGUGGUGGCACGGCGGAGGGAAGGCAAUGGAUUGUCCAACUCGAAGAAAAGGAAAGCCUAACAAAGGAGGUGGCAAAGGAAAUCGCAGCAGUGGAAGAGGUGGCGGGCGAGGAGGUGGACGAGGAGGCAGAAGAGGUGGUGGCAGACAAGAAGGUCCGAGAUAUGAACCUGGAGGAGGAGGAGGCGGCGGUGGCGUCGGCAGUGGCGGCGCCGGCAAAAAAAGCUCUAGUAGAGCCUGGGAUGAUGGAGACGAUAUUUGUUUCUCAAGCAAACCAGUGAUAAAAAGCCAGGUCCAGAGGCACAGCUCUCGAGCCCGUGGUAGCGCAACAGUCACCACUUCUCUACAGACUCUUCACAUGACCACUGAGAACCAAGCACGGGUAAAAGCUCUACUACGGGAUCUUCAAGCUCCAGAUCUUGAUGCUGCUAUUGACGAUGAAGGAUCUGAUUUGGAAGAGUCUGACUACAACAGCUCCCAGGAGGAGGAAAAUGAGCAUAACGAUAACUCUGAUGAAGACCUAGAAUUAAAUUUCUGGUCCCCCCCAAUAGCAAAAGAUCAGACGGAAGGAAAACCAUCCCUUGAACCGCAGGUGAAAAUGUUACCAGAGGCAGUCAUAUCUCCUUUUGCUCUUGGUAAAUUAUCACGGUAUGGCUUUGAUCGAGAGAGAUGUAUGAUUGCUCUCAGGACUCAUGACGGAGAAGUUGGUACAUCUCUAGAAUUUUUGCUGCAACAGUGCUUUUCAGAAGCUUUUGGUGUCCAGAACAUGGUUAUGCAAUCUGCCAGUGAUAUUAAAAUGGAGGACAUCUUGGCAUUACGUCAAGAAGAGGCAUUUGUCCUAAGCUCAAUCUGUGGGGAUAAAUUUAUUGAGCGACUACCAAAUAAAGUAUGGACAGUUGGACUGGAACUAGACAACCUGACAGUCAAGCUUCAAAAGUCAACAAAGAAGGACAAUGGCAAAGAAUUGGUGAUGUCACAGCCUAGAAAUAUCUGCAGGUUUUUCAUGACAGGUAAAACAUGCAGAUUUGGGUCAAAGUGCAGAUUUAAUCAUGAAGUACCAAAACAGACCUUGAAGGAUACAUCUCAUCUAAGUGCCAAUGCAGAUGGCAAUUACCUGUAUGAACUUGAAAUUCGUUUCCUAAAGGAUAGCAAGUACCCCUAUGAAGCACCACUGGUAGCAAUUCACUCACUCAAUGAGGACCUCACCAUGGCCUGUCGUCUGCAUAUAGCUGAAUAUCUUUAUGAAAAGGCAUUAAGACUGGCUCAGACUGGCGAACCAGCUGUCUACUCUUUGGUUACUUGCUUAGAAGAUGAACAUGACAUUGUAAAAUUGCUUGCGAACACACAUCACAGAUUCAGCAUCCCUCCACCUUUUGUACAACCAGCGACUUCUGAAAGCAAGAAGCCACAUAUCAUUAUUAAUAAACCUCUCUCUUUUGAAAAAUCAAGCCAUACACCAGAAGGUGGGAAAGAACGGGCAAUAGUAAGAGAAGAGGUUAAUAAAAUUACCCAAACUGAGGAGGAUGAACUAGAUGAUCUGGAGUCAGAGGCCGUGGUAAUUGAAAAUGAAAGCUACGUUAACAUGAAGAAGAAACAAGCAAAGAAAUACAGCUGGAACCCUAAAUCAUUUCCAGCUGAAAAUGCCAAAAUCUGCAAGCACAUCCGUGUCAAGCAGGCAUCCAGGACUUAUCAGGCUAUGCUUCAAGAAAGGAUGAAGCUGCCAGCGUGGCAGCAACAAGACACUAUUCUGCGGCUAAUGGAGAAAUAUCAAGUCUUGGUUAUAUGUGGCAUGACUGGAUGUGGUAAAACCACACAGAUUCCACAGUUCAUCUUGGAUGCUUCAUUAAAAGGAUCUUCCAGUUGUCUGGCAAAUAUUGUAUGUACACAGCCACGCAGGAUAUCUGCCAUCACUGUGGCCGAACGUGUAGCCCAGGAGAGAGCGGAGAGAGUCGGGAUCUCUGUGGGAUAUCAGAUUAGACUUGAAAGUGUCAAGUCUCUAGGCACCAGACUUCUGUACUGUACAACUGGUGUUCUUCUGAGGCGUCUAGAAGGUGACUGUACUUUGCAAGGUGCCACUCAUAUAAUUGUGGAUGAAGUUCAUGAAAGAACUGAGGAAAGUGACUUCUUGUUGUUGGUGUUGAAAAAUGUUAUGAGCAAGAGACCUGACCUGAAGAUCUUGCUUAUGAGUGCCACUUUGAAUGCUGAGCUAUUUUCACAAUACUUCAACGGGUGUCCCAUUGUUCACAUACCAGGUCAUACUUUUCCUGUUGAACGUUUUUUUCUGGAAGAUGCAAUUGCUAAAACAAGGUAUGUUCUGGACGAUAGAAGCCCAUACCAUCGCUCCUCCAGGCAGUCAUCGAUAAGGGAUACCUCCAAGCAGAAGAAAGGGAGGAGCUACGAAGAGAUUAUGGGAGAAUUGGAAUAUGAAAUUAAUGAUACGCUAAAGAUACAGGAAUCAAGGGCUGUAAAGGAUAAUGUGCCAGACCAACAACUGAGCUUCAAUGAGCUAUCUGCCCGUUACAAUGGUGUCAGCAAAUCUGUUAUUAAAACACUUUCUACCAUGGAUUUGGAUAAAAUUAAUCUGGAGUUGAUUGAAGCUUUGCUGGAAUGGAUAGUUAAUGGAGACCACUCCUACCCAUCAGGUGCUGUUUUAGUAUUUUUGCCUGGUCUGGCAGAAAUCAAAAUGUUGUAUGAACAACUACAAUCGAAUGCCUUGUUUAGCAAUCGACGCAGCAAGCGAUGUGUGAUCUACCCAUUACAUUCAUCUUUAUCAAAUGAAGAGCAGCAGUCUGUAUUUGUUAAACCACCACCAGGGGUUACAAAGAUAAUAAUUUCCACCAAUAUUGCAGAAACCUCUAUCACGAUUGAUGAUAUUGUGUAUGUGAUUGACUCAGGCAAAAUGAGGGAGAAGAGAUAUGAUCCAUCAAAAAGUAUGGAGAGCCUUGAGGAAACAUGGGUAUCUAAAGCGAAUGCCAUUCAGAGAAAAGGAAGAGCUGGGCGCGUGGCCUCAGGUGUAUGCUUUCACCUGUUCACAAGCCAUCACCAUCACCAUCAGCUUCUAGAUCAGCAGCCGCCAGAGAUCCAUCGUAUUCCACUGGAGCAGCUAUGUUUAAGAAUAAAGAUUUUGGACAUGUUUUCUGAGUCCCGACUAGAUUCUGUUUUGUUUCGGUUAAUUGAACCACCAAGUGUGGAAUCGGUUCAGACUUCCAAGCUACGGCUUCAAGAUCUUGGGGCACUUACUAAGCAGGAAACGCUCACGCCACUAGGUUAUCAUUUGGCUUCCCUGCCAGUAGAUGUGAGAAUUGGUAAACUGAUGUUGUUUGGUGCCAUUUUUUGCUGUCUGGACUCUGCUCUCACUAUUGCUGCCAGCCUGGCAUUUAAGUCUCCCUUUGUGUGUCCCUGGGAUAAAAAGGAGGAGGCCAACCAAAAAAAGAAAGAAUUUGCUGUAGCAAGCAGUGAUCAUUUGGCUCUUCUUCAAGCAUAUAAGGGCUGGAGUAAUGUCAUGAAGGAACACCCACGUGCCGGUUUCCAGUAUUGCCGUGAAAAUUUUCUGUCAUCGAGGGUGAUGCAGGAAAUAGCUAGUCUGAAGAGACAGUUCACAGAGCUGCUGUCAGAUAUUGGCUUUGUGCGGGAAGGUCUUCGAGCUAGAGACAUUGAGAAGAGGUGGGCCCAGAAAGGAGAUGGAGUCAUAGAAGCUACCGGGCAAGAGGCAAACACAAAUGCAGACAAUAUAAAGCUGAUGUCAGCAAUGUUAUGUGCGGCAUUGUAUCCCAAUGUUGUCCAGGUGAGAGCACCAGAAGGAAAAUUUCAAAUGACAAGAUCAGGAACUAUGAAAAUGCCUUCAAAAGCCGAAGAGAUGAAAUUUGUGACAAAGAAUGAUGGUUAUGUUCACAUUCACCCCUCCUCUAUAAACUACCAGGUGCGGAAUUUUGAUAGUCCAUACUUGGUGUAUCAUGAAAAGAUUAAGACCAGCCGUGUGUUUGUGCGAGACUGCAGCAUGGUGUCGGUGUACCCCCUAAUUUUGUUUGGUGGUGGCCAAGUAAAUGUUGAGCUACGCAAAGGGGAGUUCCUAAUUUCCAUGGAUGAUGGGUGGAUUCGCUUUGUAGCAGCCUCACAUCAGAUUGCAGAACUAGUGAAAGAACUUCGCAGUGAACUAGACCAGCUUUUACAUGAUAAAAUUAAGAAUCCUACCAUGGACCUGCAUACCUGCCCACGUGGCUCCCGAAUUAUUGCCAUGAUCGUCAAACUGGUGACGACACAGUGAUCCUGAGAUAAUAUUGAAAGAUGGUAUUGUCCUUUUACUUCUGCAGUUGGACUGAAACGGCUAAAAUUGUUUAUUGUAUGUGAAAACAUAAAACCGUGGUAUGAUAUGUAACAAGCUGAAGGAUCAUUUGACUUUUAGUAAAAACUAUUUAUAAGGCCAACUCAAUCAUGAAUAUCAAACUAUUGUUAAAGUAUUGAUAAUUUUUACUUCUGGAUAAACAUUUAGUUCAUACAGAAUAUGAUCGGUUGUUGUCUCUAAGAUGCCCACACACUAGAAGGUAACAGGAAAUGAUGUAGCUGUUUUCUAACUAAUCUGCCUAUAAUCAUGGUUUAUAAUUAAAGCUACUCCCCUGAGAGAAUUAUGUAGGCUGCCUCUUUUUCUUAAAAUGACAGCUGUCUUACUGUCGUGCUAUUGCUUUGGCUUCACUGACCUAGAGCAAGUAUAGGGUUAUGACUCUACAUAAAUUGAUGUAAAUUAAAACCACCGAUGGACAAGCACCACUUAGAUUUCUCUCAUGAUAGAUGUAAUUUCAAUUUACCAAGGGUCAAAUAUUGGUCAUUUAGAAAAUGUAGGAUUUAGAAAAUGCGGUUAUUUGAUGAAUUGUCAGUAUGAGGUCAGUCAUCAUAAUAAAAUUUGUAUACUUUUGGGUACAGAAUAGCUUGGACCUAAAAGCUUUGGCCAUAAGCAGAUAGACACAAUAAAUUACUGCUGCUGAUUGUACAAAGAACCUGCAAGGAUAAGGCAAUUUUCCAUAAAAAUUCUCUAAAGCCAGCCAUAGACGGUUUAGCAAGGACUGGCAGAGAUUGGAUCCAUCUAUGGGCAGGCUGAUUGUACCCACAUCGAUUGACUUGGGUACAACCAGCAUGUUGGAGUUUCAGCAUGCGAUUAUUGCCAGCGGCUUUCCUGCCCAACCCCCACUCCAUGAGCAGCUCCAGCUUCUGACGCACUCACUUUGCAGGAAUGGCUAGUGUUGACCUAAAUUACUGCGAUAGAAGAUCAAAUAGCUCAUGGCUGUUCUGCCGAGACAAUAAAACAAUGUGACAAAAAAAAAAAAAAA
Molecule: messenger RNA, 5390 nt
Organism: Rana temporaria (common frog)
Lineage: Eukaryota; Metazoa; Chordata; Amphibia; Anura; Ranidae
Gene: DHX57
Product: DExH-box helicase 57
Exons: 24
Coding region: 98-4333 (1411 amino acids)
Cellular component (GO): intracellular anatomical structure
Molecular function (GO): RNA binding; protein binding; metal ion binding
Source: RefSeq, a predicted model, not a curated record